Cetraspora pellucida is the source of this 2288-nucleotide messenger RNA. The record is from the annotation of a GenBank genome assembly. NCBI's taxonomy places the organism in Eukaryota, Fungi, Glomeromycota, Glomeromycetes, Diversisporales, Gigasporaceae.
AUGUCAUGGAAUACACCUCAGGGUGCUCUCCCAUAUGGUCAACCAAGGCCCUCUUUUCAACCUUCUCAAACUAGACCUGGUUUUCAAACUGCCACAACUUAUGCAGCUAGACCGGUCGCGAGUCAACCUUUUGCACCAGGUCAAGCGCCUCCCUAUGCUGCUACAUCCGUGCGGGUUUGGACGGAGCAUACUGCCCCAGAUGGUCGUACCUAUUAUUAUAACACCGUUACCAAACAAAGUAGCUGGGACAAACCCGAUGAACUAAAAACUCCUGAAGAGCGAGCUUUAGGCUCUUGUCCUUGGAAGGAAUUUACCGCCGACGGUGGGCGUAAAUAUUUUUAUAAUUCUAUUACUAAAGAAUCUAAGUGGGAAAUACCUGCUGAAUACAAAGAAUUUCUUGAUAAAUUGGAAAUGGAAAAGAAACUAUCGCAGAACAGUGAAUCAUCGCCUCAAGCUAAUGGAAAUAUAGUUUCACCUAAUCAGCAAGAUUUUGAGCGGGCUCGCCAAUUGAGUACACCGGCAGUUAGCCCAGUUAAUACAACUCCAGUAAAUGUUUCUGCUAGACCGCUAGGAUUAGCUGGGUCCCAUAUACCAAUAGUUCCUAUUCAGCAAUCCGAGCCAGUAAAAGUCGAAUUCGAUACUAAAGAAGAAGCCGAAGUUGCAUUCCGCGACAUGCUUAAAAAAUCUGGAGUCAAGUCUGACUGGUCUUGGGAACAAACUAUGAGGGCGACCAUUUCAAACCCAAUGUACCGUGCACUCAAGACCUUGAACGAACGUAAACAGGCGUUUGAAAGAUACGUAGAUGACCUUAUCAAGAAAGAAGAGGAGGAAAAGAAAGCGAAAAUUAUUAAAAUUCGACAAGAUUUUAUUUCAUUACUAAACUCACAUCCCGAUAUCAAUUCAUCGACACGUUACAGAAAAGUAUGUGAUUUUCUUGGUGAACAGCCAGCAUUUCUAGCGAUAGAAGAUGAUAGAACACGUGAAGAAAUUUUCAGUGAAUACGUAUAUGACUUAAGGAAGCAUGAAAAGGAAAUUCAACGAGCUGUUCGUAAAGAGAAUAAGGAAAAAUUUAGUAAACUUUUACGAUCUCUUCCAAAUAUCACUGAGGCAACUCGAUGGGUUGAAGCACAAACCAUAUACAUGAAUACUCCCGAAUAUCUACAAGACAAAUCUCUCCAAGAAAUGGAUAUGCUGGAUUUUCUGGCCGUAUAUGAGGAGCACAUCAGAAAUUUAGAACGAGAGACAACAGAGAGGAAAAAGCGGGAGGUUGAAUUACAAGCGAGACAACAGCGCAAAAAUCGAGAUGCUUACAGAGCUUUUAUGGAUGAAUUACGCCAAAAGAGUGUAAUAUCUGCCAAAUCAAAAUGGAAAGAAAUAUACCCACUAAUCAAUACGGAUGAACGAUAUCAGAAUAUGCUUGGACAACCAGGUUCCAAUCCGCUCGAACUGUUCUGGGAUGUUGUUGAAGAGCUUGAUGAGAUUUUGUAUUCGCACCGUAAAAUUGUGAAUGAGAUUAUGAAGUCAAAAGAUAUUUCGAUGUCUUCUGGAUUCACAUUUGAAGGAUUUCAAGAAAUUCUCAGUUCAGAUGAACGUAUCUCUUCAGUUAAUGAGGCUAAUCUCAGAAUAAUUUUUGAACAGCUGCAGAGAAAGCAAGAAAGGAGGCAACGUCGGAAAUUAGAUGCGUUCAAAUCAAUUCUCAGACAUUUUGAAUCAGUGAUUGCGCCUGAAGCUACUUGGGAACAGGUGCGACCAAUGAUAGAAAAAACCGAAGAAUUUCACGCAGUUGGUUCGGAAGAACAACGAAUAGAAAUUUUCACCAAAUUUAUGGAAAGGGUUAAGGAAAAACUUCUUGAAAAAAGUGGCGAAGACAGUGAAGAGGAGGAAGGAACGAUCAAAGAUGAAGAUUUUGACGAAGAUCGACAUGCAUCGUCAGAUCGUAAAAAAAAGCAUAAAAGUCAUCGAUCAUAUCACCAUCGCCGGCCUCAUCAUUCUGACUAUUCGGCUGACAGUGCUGAUCUCUCCGAUAAAGAGAAAGAUGGCGGUGAUAAAAGAAAACGACGAAAGACAAAACUCAAGUAUGAGUCCAGAUAUAUGGAACCCAAAUAUCAAGAGUACAACAAAUUAACUGAUCCGAAACAUGGUGAACAUAAAUCUCUGUCUCCAAAGUCAGAGGUUAUCAAGCAAACAUCCCCUAAGCCAGAAGAAUCAGUUAAAUUUCAAUCGCCUAUUCGAGAUUUUUCUCAACGAGAGGUUAGCAAACAUGCAGAUUCAAGCGCGGAAGAAGGCGA